CUUGCAGAAUUGUGAAGAGAUAUUUUAUUUAGAAGAUGAGGAUUGUUGGUCUGAUUCAGUGAACAAAGAGAAACCAUAUCAAAACUUCAUAUGCAAUGAAGUUCAGUCAGACUUGGUCCGGCCUGAGAAAAAAACGAACAGUGUAUUCCACAACAGUGCCUCUGGGGGCGUAACGCUUCAGCUUCCAAGUUCCAACCCUCCGACCAAAACAUUGAUCAUGUGAUGUUAUGACGUUCCGUGGGUCGGUAGUACAAAGGCGUAUUCGGGGCUGAGCACAUCCUCUGAAAACUACACAUUUUUGAAGUUGGUUUUUGAGGUUUGCCAGAUGUCUUUAGGCUUUACGUUUAUUAAUAUAAGAACGCCAAUACAGUACAUGUAAUUGAUGUCGUUCCUCUCUGGGGUGAGGUCUUAAAAAGUGUUCAGUAUGUAGCUGCUGUGAGGCAGUUAGCUCCUGUAGCCGCCGUUUCACGAAGCCAUGUGGCUUAGUUAAUCGGAUCAGUUUAUUGACUUCUUGGAAAAGCCCUGGAUUUCAGUGCACAAUUUCAACAAGCUGACAAUUGGUGUUCGUCGGUAUGCCUACAUGAAUAACGUGAACAAAACACAUAAUAAGAAAUGAACGUACCGUUUGUUAAAGAGGUUAUUGUUGAUGAAGGAGCAAACAUUGUAAACAGAGCAUUCAGAAGAGGACGCAUUUUAAUAGAUCGACUAGACCCUUUAGCACAUCCCGAUGAUUAUUUGUAUGAUCAGUAUCGAUUUAGUCGCGAGGGAAUUAUUUACCUAGAACAGUUAUUAGGACGCCACCUUGCAAGCCCGACGGAGCGAAGUGCAGCCUUAACUGUAGUGCAGACACUUUGUAUAGGGCUCCGCUUCUUUGCCACUGGGACAUAUUUAUAUGCUGUUGGUGACGCUGAAAAUAUCAGUAAAGCUUCUGUUUCUCGUGCAAUCAGAAAAGUUUACCUUGCUUUGAAAAGGUAUGUCAAUGUAUUCAUCAGAUUCCCCGGCCACGCAAAAGUGGAUGUAAUCAAGGAAGGUUUCCUUUCAAUUGCAGGGAUUCCAGAUGUCCUUGGUGUUGUGGACUGCACCCAGAUUCCCAUUAAAUCUCCUCCUGGUCCCCAUGAGGGUGAUUACAUUAAUACAAGGGCCUUCUACAGCAUCAAUGUCCAGAUGAUCUGUGACUCUACCUGUGUUAUCACUAAUAUUGAGGCAAAGUGGCCUGGUGCUGUCCUUGAUGACCGCAUCUUCAAGGAGUCCAGUCUGUGUGACAAAUUUGACCAAGGUCAAUAUGAUGGCAUCCUUUUAGGAGACACAGGCUACACCUGCAGGACCUUCUUCAUGACACCCUACUCUGACCCAAGCCCUGGGCCCCAAGCACGCUUCAAUGCAGCUUUGGCACAGACUAGAUCCAAGAUCGAAACUACCAUAGGCCAGCUAAGAGGACGAUUUCAGUGCCUUAAAGGCCUAAGGGUCGUGCCAGAUAGGGCCUGUGACAUUACAGUUGCAUGUGCAGUACUGCAUAACAUUGCAACAAUAAGGAAAGAAAGUGCUCCACCGGUCUGCCUGCAGCCUAACGAUGACGUUGAGACUCUGUACCUGGACGAGCCUGAAGGUCUAGCUAUGAGGGACAAGAUAGCUGCCCAGAAUUUCAGUUGAACAUUUCUCCCAUCUUUGGGUCAGAUUCAAAGUGAUGGUUAUUUUAUUACACCAGAGACAUUGUUUGAUGACACAUUUUUUAUUAAAUUAUUCUUUCUCCUGUGAAGAAAACACAA
Alosa alosa (allis shad) is the source of this 1766-nucleotide messenger RNA. RefSeq names its product putative nuclease HARBI1. The transcript is spliced from 4 exons. Bases 613 to 1650 code for a protein of 345 amino acids. Lineage: Eukaryota; Metazoa; Chordata; Actinopteri; Clupeiformes; Clupeidae. The record is from RefSeq and is a predicted model, not a curated record.